CUCAAAAUCUCCUCUUAAGGUUCUCAAUCUCAAUCGUAUCAUCUUAUUUUAUGUUUCUACAUAUAUUAUGUACAUCCCCGUCCAUGCUGCAUGUAUGCUGCAUGUAUACUGCUUGUCUUCCCUGCGCAUGGCGUGUUGUAAGUCAAUUUGACAAGGAAUUCGGGGAAUCAUCCCGAAGGUACCACGAUGCCUACACCGAACCAACUCAAUGCGCUUCUAGCGAUGCCCGUGUCCCUCCGCCUCGCCUUAAUCGGUGCAUCCACGCGAAUACGGCCAGCCCAAACAUAUAUCUUUCGAACGAGCCUUAGAUCAUAUGCGACUUCAAAAUACCCUAACGUCGCCGCUUUCCUAAUCCCCGAGUUCCGAAUUUCCCAACCCAAAGAGAUCCUUUCCGAAGAGCUCUUUGAAUCAUUCUCCAUAUCACCAGCAGCCGACAUCCCUCUCGAAGAUGAACUCUCUUCGUUAUUCACGAAGAACCCUCCACUUUUCCAAUACGGCGAAUCGGAUUUUUAUAAGUUAAAAAAGAACACGCGCGUACCCGAAGUAUGCAUCCUAGGCCGGUCUAAUGUUGGGAAGUCGUCUUUCGUCAAUGCUCUUGCUGGUAGACAUAGUAGUGCAUUGGCCUAUGUCAGUACCAAGGCGGGGAAGACAAGGGCUAUGAAUACGUAUGGAUUCGGGCCGGCGCCGUUGCCCAAAGACAUCGCCGCUCAAUCUGCGGAGUAUAAGGGCAAAGAGGAUAUCCCUACGCAUGCUUUCUACUUGGUCGAUAUGCCUGGGUAUGGUCACGCAUCUUUGAAAGAUUGGGGUCGUAAUAUCAUGUUGUACUUGACGAAGCGGGUCGGCGUAAAGGGAGCUAUUAUCUUGAUUGAUGCUGAAGUUGGCCCUAAACAGACGGACACGCAAUUGCUUGAGCUACUGGGUUCUAUUGGUACGAGGACCGCUAUUGUUCUCACGAAAGCGGAUAAGGUCAAAGGCGGGCCGGAUGGGCUACGGGAAACCUGCACCAAGCUAUGGGAUAUUAUUCUCAACAUCGAAAAGAAGCAGGUGAAUAACAGGUGUAAUUGGGAAAAGGAAAUAUUUGUGACUGCGGUGGGAGCGAAGGAUCGCGAUGUCGCGAAUUCGACAGUGACGACCGCGAGGUUAGUCGUCGCCCGUCUGGCUGGUUUAGUGACGGAUACACGACCAAAACAAGAGAAAAACAAGAAGUGGUCAGGGAAGGUUAUCUCGUUUGAUGAUCUGCAGUAUGCGCCCGAUACAAAUAUGGCUACAACCCCUCGAGCCGACAAAACUGAGCGAAUAUCACCCAAACGUGAAACUAGCAUUAGAAGCAGCCCGAGUGCCGGGGGAACUAGUUCCCCCUUUGCUGAGUUGGAACGUGCUUCGGCGGAAGAAGCACACCGGGGGCCCCAUAGAAUCAGGCCACGAGCAUUUAACUCUCCAGUUACGCGGACCACCAGUCGAUCGCAUGCUCGGGCUUUUCAUCGAAGUGCAAGGUCAAGGGACGAGGAAAAGUCAAACGUUCAGUCGAACGUUCCAGCAGAGGUUGACUUGCGUAGUGUUCUAGACGAGUUCAUACAACAGCUAAAGGCCACGCAGAUGACUAGUAGCAAUUACGUGCGAAGCAUGCGACUUAAGCAAGAUAGGAGCUGGCCGUUACCUGUGGAGAAGCGUAAUCUCCUCGAGAAUUUCAAGCAAAAGCAGACUCGUUUCUUGCAAAAGCGCUUCCGAGAGGAUACUGCUCGAAUAGAGGAAGUGCGCCAGGCGCGGUUGACGAAGACGGAAGAGCGUGCUCAGAGGCGAUUAGAAAAGGAGCGAGAGCGGGCAGUGAUGGGUGUUGAUGUUGAUAAAUAUCAACCUGCUAAGGCAGCCCCAUCCCCCGCGAAAGUCGAGGAGGUGGAUCCCUCGGAUGAACCUAUGACGGCCGACGUGUUUCAGGCAAUGGUGACAUCGCCUGAGCUGAAAGAGGCGAAGGAAGAAAAGAGGAAAAAGGCAAAGAAAGAAACUAAGAAGCAGAGGAAGGAGAGGAAGAAGAAACUACACAAGGCCAAGUCGGUUGAUGAAUUCGAGGAGAAAUUCGCUAAUGCGUUCUCUGAGGAGUGAACCCCUCAUAUAACCGGAAGUUAUAAUUGAGAUUAGAGUAUACAGCGCUACUAACACCUUGGAACCGCGGUAUACUGUACUAUGAAUACUUUGUCUGCUGCUCAUAUAGAUGCUAGAACGACAAGGGCAAAUGUAUAUAAAUUACGAGCACUACUACGUUCACGUAUAUAUAAAUGAUGCGCUUCAAAUGCUAUUCAUUAG
Messenger RNA from Hypoxylon trugodes, 2301 nucleotides. RefSeq lists its product as uncharacterized. The coding region runs from base 187 to 2100 and encodes 637 amino acids. The transcript has a single exon. Gene Ontology annotation, cellular component: mitochondrion. Lineage: Eukaryota; Fungi; Ascomycota; Sordariomycetes; Xylariales; Hypoxylaceae. Gene Ontology annotation, molecular function: GTP binding. The record is from RefSeq and is a predicted model, not a curated record.